Molecule: messenger RNA, 378 nt
Organism: Staurois parvus
Lineage: Eukaryota; Metazoa; Chordata; Amphibia; Anura; Ranidae
Source: the annotation of a GenBank genome assembly
GAUCGCCGGUCCGCUGUGUCCCUCGGACACAGCGAAUCACAGAGCCGAAGAUGUCGGCUCCGUCAUGUGAUCAGCUGUGUCCAAUCACAGCUGAUCACAUGGCAUUGAUGAUCAGUGUGACCCCAGAAGUGCCACCUGUCAGUGCUCAUCAGUGCCAAUGCCCAUCAGUGCCACGUGCCAGUGCUCAUUAGUGCCACAUCAAUGCCACAUAGUGCAUACCAGUGCACAUCAAUGCCACAUAUCAGUGCCCAUCUGAGCUGCCUUUCAAUGUCACCCAUCAGUGCCGCCUAUCAGUGCUGUAUCAGUGCUGCCUUUCAGUGCCCAUCAGUGCAACCUACCAGUGCCUCCUCAUCAGUGUCCAUCAGUGCCACCUAUCAG